Dromiciops gliroides (monito del monte) is the source of this 1674-nucleotide messenger RNA. It is a transcript of the gene PPP6C, whose product is annotated as protein phosphatase 6 catalytic subunit. Bases 193 to 1110 code for a protein of 305 amino acids. The transcript has 8 exons. Gene Ontology annotation, molecular function: protein serine/threonine phosphatase activity. Lineage: Eukaryota; Metazoa; Chordata; Mammalia; Microbiotheria; Microbiotheriidae. Gene Ontology annotation, cellular component: cytoplasm. Gene Ontology annotation, biological process: peptidyl-serine dephosphorylation; G1/S transition of mitotic cell cycle. The record is from RefSeq and is a predicted model, not a curated record.
GCUAGUGAAAAUGUUCAGUGUCGGGAGGAGUGUCUUGUGGGAGGAACAGAAAGGAAGUCAGUGUAACUGGAUCGCAGAGUAUAUUAAAGAGAAUAAAGCAUAGGAAGCCCGGAAAGGAAGUGACGCUUUACAGAGUUCCGGCUUCGGCCUUCUCCGCCGCCGCCGCCGCCACUGCGGGUUGUUAUUCCUAAAAUGGCGCCCCUGGACUUGGACAAGUAUGUGGAGAUCGCGCGACUCUGCAAGUAUCUGCCGGAGAACGACCUGAAGCGAUUAUGUGACUACGUUUGUGACCUCCUGUUGGAAGAGUCAAAUGUUCAGCCAGUGUCUACACCGGUCACAGUUUGUGGAGACAUACACGGACAGUUCUAUGACCUUUGUGAACUCUUCAGAACUGGAGGUCAAGUUCCAGAUACAAACUACAUAUUUAUGGGCGAUUUUGUAGACAGAGGUUACUACAGUUUGGAGACCUUCACUUACCUUCUUGCACUAAAGGCUAAAUGGCCUGAUCGCAUUACACUCUUGCGAGGAAAUCACGAGAGUAGACAGAUAACACAGGUUUAUGGAUUUUAUGAUGAGUGCCAAACCAAAUAUGGGAAUGCUAAUGCUUGGAGAUAUUGUACCAAAGUCUUUGAUAUGCUCACAGUAGCAGCUUUAAUAGAUGAGCAGAUUUUAUGCGUCCAUGGUGGUCUCUCUCCAGACAUCAAAACACUGGAUCAAAUCCGAACCAUUGAAAGGAAUCAGGAAAUUCCUCACAAAGGAGCAUUUUGUGAUUUGGUGUGGUCAGAUCCUGAAGAUGUAGAUACUUGGGCAAUUAGUCCUCGGGGAGCAGGUUGGCUUUUUGGAGCAAAGGUCACAAACGAGUUUGUUCACAUCAACAACUUAAAACUCAUCUGCAGAGCACAUCAACUGGUACAUGAAGGGUAUAAAUUUAUGUUUGAUGAAAAGCUGGUGACAGUAUGGUCAGCUCCCAAUUAUUGCUACCGUUGUGGAAAUAUCGCCUCAAUCAUGGUCUUCAAAGAUGUAAAUACAAGAGAACCAAAGUUAUUCCGGGCAGUUCCAGAUUCAGAACGUGUAAUUCCUCCUAGAACAACUACGCCGUAUUUCCUUUGAGGCCUUCGCCCAUCCUGCUGAUCCCUUUUCCUACCCUCCCCCAAAUUCCUUGUAUUUACCCCUCUACAAUAUACUUUUUAUUGAGCACUUUGCUGCUGAAAUGCUGCCUCUUGCCUCCCCUCCCCCCUUUUUUAUUUUAAAUUAUCUAAAUUUAUUGUGUAUUAUGGUGUCUAUAGCAAUGUUUCUCUAUUGAUUUCCUCCCCAUUUCAUCCUCCACCUUGGACUUAUUUGCAAAGACUUUGAGAAAUGUCUUAACAUCCAUACUGCUGCAUGUAGUUCUUGCUUAUUACUGGUUUGGGGGGAAGCAGGACAUUUUUCCUUUUUUAAAAAAGCAAAUUGGAAAGAACAGAUCACACCGAAAUAUUCCCCUCCUCUUGUAUUGUUCAGCUUUUUUUUUUUUUUAAGUUUGGUAAGUUUUAAGAAAUUUCAGCAGCAAAGUUAUUAUUCAGUGGGCACGAUGGACUGUAAAAUGCCUUUGCGUUGUGUACACCUGUCCCAGCUGUAAACAUUGUCCUUUGUUGGAUGAUAUUUUAAGUGGCUAUAAAAUAAAUUGGUCGAAAGGGC